Molecule: messenger RNA, 1290 nt
Organism: Penicillium odoratum
Lineage: Eukaryota; Fungi; Ascomycota; Eurotiomycetes; Eurotiales; Aspergillaceae
Product: URC4/urg3 family protein
Exons: 4
Coding region: 1-1290 (429 amino acids)
Source: RefSeq, a predicted model, not a curated record
AUGGCCGAUAUCGAGUAUCUGAAGAGCCUACAGGCUGUACGAGAACGUGCAAACCUGGUUCUGAAAGCCGCUGAAAAUGAUGAAUUGACACACUUUACCUACCACCCUAGCAAGAUGGGUGAAGUUGCAGAAUAUGUGACCGGUAUCAUCAAUCGAGACUUUGGGCCCGCCAAUUUUGACAAGAUCCCCCCUCACGGCCGGUGGCAGCACUUUGAUAUUGGUGGAGUUCCUCGAGUGGAUCAGCUCAUCAAGUCGUGGCAAGAGGGAGGAUGUGAUAGCAUUGAGACCACGCGCCGAUUGAUUGAUCUCUUCUUUGUCGCGGUACUCUUGGACGCGGGUGCGGGUGAUGUUUGGAAGUUCACUGAGCCCGGAACAGGAAAUGCGUAUGGCCGGAGUGAAGGAAUUGCCGUUGCCGCGCUUUAUAUGUUCAAAGCUGGCUCAUUUACAAACCAGUCAAGAGGGGACAACGAGUUGGUUGAUGGCCAAGGUCUUGCGGCCCUUAGUAUCGAUACAUUCCGAAAGCACUUCCAGAUAACAGCUGACAAUGAGAUUAUCGGAGAUGUAUCUCGUGUGAGUCUACUGAACAGUGUUGGAAAGUCAUUCUUGAGUCUUCCCGAGAUUUUCGGUGAAGCCGGUCGACCAGGAAAUCUUGUUGACUACAUCUUAGCCGGAAAAAGUGGAAACGAGCUGGAAUAUGAGACAUUAUGGAAUGUCCUCCAAAAGACCCUUCUUCCCGCGUGGCCCAAGAAUCGAACUCAAGUUGAAGGUGUUCCCAUUGGGGAUGCCUGGCCCCUCGAGGUUCUUGCCAAGCUGAAUAAAGGACAAAGUGCAAGCAGCACCGCAAGCAUCCAACCCUUCCACAAGUUAACGCAAUGGCUUGCUUAUUCCCUGUCUGUGCCUUUUAUCCGAGUUUUAGGAUUCGAGUGGAAGAACCUCAGCUUGGGAACUGGACUUCCGGAGUACCGCAACGGUGGACUUUUUGUGGAUAUGGGCGUUCUUGAGUUGAAAGAAGCCGUCCUACAACAAGGCCGAGCAAAUUCUCAACAGGAUACACCAAGCUUUGAUGCUACCAGCGAUGUGAUCGUCGAGUGGCGAGCGAUGACGGUGGCUUUGCUCGAUAAGCUUCAUGGGACCGUUCAAGAUCGAUUUGCUCAGCAAGGUGUUCAGUUGAAUAUGGCCCAGAUGCUUGAGGCUGGUACUUGGAAGGGUGGUCGAGAACUCGCUGCAAAGUAUCGCCCUUCGACCAAAUCUAGUCCUAUUGUAAUUCAGGGAGAUGGGACCUUGUUCUGA